Molecule: messenger RNA, 2396 nt
Organism: Pygocentrus nattereri (red-bellied piranha)
Lineage: Eukaryota; Metazoa; Chordata; Actinopteri; Characiformes; Serrasalmidae
Gene: ccni
Product: cyclin I
Exons: 7
Coding region: 276-1391 (371 amino acids)
Biological process (GO): regulation of cyclin-dependent protein serine/threonine kinase activity; mitotic cell cycle phase transition
Cellular component (GO): cyclin-dependent protein kinase holoenzyme complex; nucleus; cytoplasm
Molecular function (GO): cyclin-dependent protein serine/threonine kinase regulator activity
Source: RefSeq, a predicted model, not a curated record
UUCUCUUUCCUUUCUCAGUCCCCUCCUCGGAAGUAGACGCUUCAGUCUAUAUUCCGUUCGUUUUAUGAUUUAAUAUCAUUUUCAGAGCCCCUUUCCCUGCGUUUUGGAGAUGGAGGUACAGGUGGAAGUGUGAGGAGAUGUCCCGCUCCGAGCUGCUCUUGUAUUUGAUCUCAGUUUAACGGGCCGGAUGAUCUCCGAGUCGGACUGCGGUUCCCACAGGCUCGCAGUGGAGGUAGCUGUAUCCAGUGGGGAGGUAGGCUUUUCCAGGGUUCGUGAUGAAAUUCGCCGAACCCUUGGAAGGCCGGAAGCUGUCUGUUCUCCUGGAGAAUGCAGCUUCUAGGGAAGCCAAGCUGUGGAAGGUUUACGUGCCAAAGAAACCAUCCAACCAGGAUACAGAUAUCUCCCCUGCCCAGCGUGACGAGGCAGUGCGAUGGCUGGCUGAUGUGCACCACCAGCUGAAGCUUUAUCCAGAGACCCUCUGUCUGGCCGUCUCCAUCCUCGACCGCUUCCUCUCUGCUAUUAAGGCUCGUCCCAAGUACCUGCGCUGUAUCGCCAUCACCUGUUUCUUCCUGGCCGCUAAGACCAGCGAGGAGGACGAGCGAGUUCCUGCUCUGAGAGAGUUGGUCAGCAGCAGUAAAUGUGGCUGCACGCCCUCAGAAGUCUUGAGGAUGGAGAGGAUCGUUCUGGAUAAGCUCGGCUGGGACCUGCACACCGCCACGCCGCUCGACUUCCUGCACAUCUUCCAUGCGACGGUGUUCAGCUGCAAGGCGGUGCGUCUGAGCGGCGUGCUGUCCGCGCUGGACCGAUCCCAGCAUUUGGCCCUGCUCACCCAGGAGCUGCUGCACUGUCUUUCCCACAAUGCACUGCUGCCGGUGCGUGGCUCCACACUGGCCCUCGCCCUCGUCACGCUCCAGCUGGAGAAACUCUGUCCUGAUUGGCUCGCUGUGACCGCGGACCUGCUGCGCAAAGCUCAGAUUGUCAGCUCUGAGCUGAUUGGCUGCAGAGAGCUGGUUUCACGUUGCCUGUCCACUCACACGGCAUCCCUGCCUCCCAACACUGUAUACAUCUGCCAACCGCUGCGCCCCCCUCCCCCGGAGUCUCGGGACAGCCGAGUCUUGCCCCCUUGGCACCUCUCGGCCGUCCCGACACCGCCCGCCUGCUCUCACAGGGACCGGAGCCCGUCCGGUGACUCCAGCCUGAUCCCUGACCCCACCCUGCCCAGGUCCUGUGCUUCCCUGCCGCUCCGGAGGAAGCCCUCGACCAAGCGCAAAGUGGAGCAGAUGGACGUGGACGAAUACUUCGACGGCAUCAAGCGCCUCUACAACGAAGACGGCCCCCAGGAGGGCGGAUCUUCGCCCUGCCCGGCGCUUCAGCCGGUCACCAUGUCCUAACGAUACAGCCAGGGGUCAAAAGGGCAGCUGAAACAUCGCAGGCCUGCAGGGGGCGACAAAUCAACAAAGGCCGAACCGCAGUUGUGGCGCUUCCUCCAGCUCCGGAGCAGAACAGAGCCCAGACUCGCGUAUAAUCUGUAUAGCUCAUACGCUGCAGUUCAUUUAUGAGCCUUACAAUAAAAUUUAUUUAAAAAAAAAAAAAGACAAAAAAAUCAACAUAAAGGAAAAAUCUCCACAAAAAAGUAGCAAAACUUCUCCUGCCCCCUCGUCCCACUUGUGAAAAUCUACCUUUAUAUACGUGUGAGUGAUGCCGUUUGUCUCAUUUAUCCGUAUCAGAACAUUUAAAAUAAUCUUCCGUCUGUUUUUUCCCGUCACGUCCUCUCACUGUGGGCCGUGUCCUCCUUCUCUUCGUCUCCAAUGAAGCGCACGGCACUCCUGAAUGUACAACUGGUGUGGAUAUUGUUUAUGAUGCCAGGGUUAAAAGAAAUUAGAAUUAAUGGAGAUUAACGUUUAUUUUCGUCUACUAGAUUGUAAUAUAUCUUUAUUUAUGAUCAGUCUUCCCCUCUUUCUCCAGCUCUCUCUUCCUCUCUCGACGGCUGGGUCUCUCUCACUUCGUGGCUUGACCGUUGUUUAUUGAGACGUGUGUGUGUGUGUGUGUGUGUGUGUGUGUGUGUGUGUGUGGCUGUUUGAAGGGUGAUAAUCUCCCUAUCACUUCUCCUAAGAGAGCAUUAAGGUGGCAUUAGUGGCCGCAGGCGCGGGAGAGGGUUUAGUGUUUGAUCAGAGAGGCGAUGUAACUGUAGGAUCUCUAACACAAAAAAGAAAGAAAAAAAUGCACAAAACUGAAAUACAGGAAAAAAAGAGUCUUUAGAGCGUCACCGUUCCCUUUCGCUGCCGAUGAUCCUCCCUGCUCUUUCAUCCGGCUCCGUUCUGCUCCGGGGGGCCGAGGGGCGACCAAACUGCUGAAACGUCAAGGCAAAGGUUCAAAUAAAAGCGUCUACUGCACGA